AUAAAAGAUUCAUUAAGAAAUAUGGCGGCUAUAUAGCUUCGUAAUUGUCUCGGUGUUUGGACUGAGUUUUUCCUAAAUAUUUAUCUUAUGCGUACUAAAAAUUUUAAAAUAUUAAUUAAAUAUUUGUGUUAGUUAUUAUUCUUUUCGUGACAUUCGUCAAACGGCUCUUAAAAUGUAUGAUGAUAGAAGAGGCGGCCGUGGCGGUGGACGUGGUGCCCCACGUGGGCGUGGUGGUAGCCGUGGGUCUAUGAGUUCUAGGGGUGGUAGAUCUAGCGAUAGGUCACAAGAGAGAGGCAAUAGGUUUAGCGGUGGCGGCCGCGGAAGAGAUGUCGGUCGGGGAGGACGGGGCAUGGGAAGCCGAGGCGGAGGAGGACGAAGUGAUAACCGCGAUGACUUCCGUGGUAAAUUCAAUAAGAAUGACCAGCCCGGUGGUGCGUUACGGAAAAUCCGCUGGGACAAUGUCCAGUUGACGCCGUUCCAGAAAAACUUUUACGUUCCCCAUCCUAAUGUCGAAAUGCGUUCCCAGGCUGAAGUGGAAGCAUACCGUAGUCAACAUCAGAUUACGGUCAAGGGGAGGGAUGUUCCUGCACCCAGUAUGUUUUUUGAUGAAGGUGGCUUUCCUGAUUAUGCCAUGAAGGAAAUACUUAAACAAGGCUUCCCUAAUCCGACUCCAAUUCAGGCUCAAGGAUGGCCAAUUGCUCUGUCCGGGCGGGACAUGGUCGGAAUUGCUCAAACAGGCUCCGGAAAAACCCUAGCCUAUAUUCUGCCAGCUAUUGUACACAUUAUAAAUCAGCCUCGGCUCCUGAGAGACGAAGGACCCAUAGUCCUCGUUUUAGCUCCAACUAGAGAGCUGGCCCAGCAAAUACAAACGGCCCUUCUAUCCAUGAAUGGGAUAACAACAGAUGUCUCAGAUGGAAAUUCAAACAACAUGGAUAUAGUGGCAAAUGAAUUUGGUCAGAGCGUUCAAGUACGGAACACGUGUAUAUUUGGCGGGGCUCCCAAGGGUCCUCAAGGGCGCACACUGGAAAGAGGUGUUGAAAUUGUCAUCGCUACCCCCGGGAGACUUAUAGACUUCCUUGAGAAGGACACAACAAACCUCCGUCGCUGCACCUACUUGGUACUUGACGAGGCAGACAGGAUGUUGGACAUGGGUUUUGAACCUCAGAUUAGGAAGAUCAUUGAACAGAUACGACCUGAUCGGCAGGUCCUAAUGUGGUCGGCAACUUGGCCCAAGGAGGUGCAGAAUUUAGCGGAGGAGUUCCUACAUGAUUACAUCCAGAUCAACAUUGGGUCGCUGUCGCUGUCUGCCAACCACAACAUCCUGCAGAUAGUGGACGUUUGCGAGGAGUGGGAGAAGAACGACAAACUGCUCACUCUACUCACUGAAAUAUCAUCGGAGGAGGAAACCAAGACCAUCAUCUUUGCUGAGACGAAACGGAAGGUGGAUGACAUAACCAAGAGCAUAAACCGUGCCGGCUGGCGCGCCCUCUCCAUACACGGGGACAAGAACCAGCAGGACAGGGACUACGUGCUGGCGCAGUUCCGCUCUUCCAGGACCGCCAUACUGGUCGCCACCGACGUGGCGGCGAGAGGACUCGACGUGGAAGACGUGAAGUUCGUCAUCAAUUACGACUAUCCCAACAACUCUGAGGACUACGUGCAUCGCAUCGGCAGGACUGGCAGGUCGCACAACACGGGGACAGCCUACACGCUCUUCACACCGAACAAUUCCGCUAAGGCCAAAGACCUGCUGUCAGUCCUACAAGAAGCGAAUCAAGUUGUCAAUCCGAAGCUCUUAGAGUUGGCGCAGUGCGGGAUGGGAUUCAAGGGAAAAUAUGGUCGCGGCAGGUUCCGUGAGCGCGACGACAGCGGGGGUCGCGGUAGGGGCGGUCGAGGGGGAGGGCGGUACACGGGAGACAGAGGAGGUUCGAGGUGGGACAGUAGUAAUGGACAAGGUUCUGGAUACAACCAAAGCUCCAGUUCGGGUUACAGUCGAUCAGACGGCUAUAGCACCCGGCAGAGUUUUGGAAGCAGCCGAGAAAACAGCUUCAGUAGAGACCGCGAGGGGUUCCGGGGUAGAGGUCGCGGGAGGGGGUUCAGCUCGAGCGGCUAUGGCAACAAUCAGAAUCAGGGCCAGGGGUACUCGGCCCCGAACAGUUACUACAACAUGUACUCCCAACCCCCACCCUCACAUUAAUAAAAGAUUCCUUACUCUAUAUGAAAACACACGAGUUAAAACAAUCAGUAUACAGUUACAUUAGCGUAUCUGUUUCGUUCGGAAACGAGAUGCAAUAUAUUAUAUCAAGUUGAAUGUUUCUCUUAAUACAGAAGCCGUUAUCGUGUAUAUACUACAUAAAGUUUAAAGUUGAGUAACGAUAGUCUAGCGUUUAGUGGAAAUUGUAUUAUUAAGUCCCACUUACACCCAAGAGAAAAUAAACGUUAUGGAAAAUAUUGUGAAACGGUGAAGUUACUAGGACAUCACUUUGAACUGUUUAAAUUUUUAACAUUCCUGUACAAUUACAAUACUGUUUUACUAGGGAUCACUUAAUAAAUAUAUUGAAAGGGUA
Messenger RNA from Danaus plexippus (monarch butterfly), 2567 nucleotides. RefSeq lists its product as uncharacterized. Gene Ontology annotation, cellular component: ribonucleoprotein complex; cytoplasm; nucleus. The record is from RefSeq and is a predicted model, not a curated record. The transcript is spliced from 11 exons. Bases 173 to 2197 code for a protein of 674 amino acids. Gene Ontology annotation, molecular function: RNA binding; RNA helicase activity; ATP binding. Lineage: Eukaryota; Metazoa; Arthropoda; Insecta; Lepidoptera; Nymphalidae.